AUGGCUGGCUUUCAAAUUAAGUUGAAAGCGGAUGGUGUAACAAAACCGCUGCAUAAACCUAAAAAAACUAACGGUAUCCACAUUAGUGCUACUCCUAAACGUAAGUCGUACCAUCAUAAGAAUGCUUUGGAUGGCCAAUCAACAGAUAGCGAUGAAGACAUCAUAAACCCAAUAGAUUCAUUUGAACAAAUUUCUGAAGAAAAAGAGCAGCUUUUAAUCAUAAAACCUGAUAAGCUAAACAAAACUUUAAUAAAUUACAAUUCCUCAUCAGCCCCAAGCAUAUCUGAACUUCAAAAUCCACAAAUAGAAAAGUUGAAUUAUGGCUUGAAUAGAUUUGAAAACCCCCAUUCACUGGUUGAGAAUUCCACAGAAAAGAUCAAUCCUCAAGAGACAAAGACUGAUGAUAAGGCUGCUAGACUUCUGUUACAAUCAGAAGACUCAUUGAUAGAUAGGGGUUUAACAAUCCAGGGACCAAUUACUUCUGAAAAAAAUUCCUUGUCAUACGGUACAGAGGAGGAUACUAUUGAGUACGAGAAAGUUCCCGUGGAUCAAUUCGGUGCAGCUCUCUUGAGAGGCAUGGGUUGGCUGCCAGGUGCCAAAGACUCAAAGGCUGCAAAGGGUUCAUUAAUGGCUAAUAGAAAGAAAGGAACUCUACUUGGAAUUGGGGCUAAGACGGUUGAACCAGAGUUAAUGGAAGAUUUACUUGCUAGAAAGGGCGCAAAAUUUCUGAUCCCUGUUAUUAAAAGAAAAAAAGAGUCAUGA
Molecule: messenger RNA, 762 nt
Organism: Priceomyces carsonii
Lineage: Eukaryota; Fungi; Ascomycota; Pichiomycetes; Serinales; Debaryomycetaceae
Exons: 1
Coding region: 1-762 (253 amino acids)
Biological process (GO): mRNA splicing, via spliceosome
Cellular component (GO): spliceosomal complex
Source: RefSeq, a predicted model, not a curated record